UUCCCCUUGUCCUGUCCCCGCAGACCACUGAAAAGAGGUUGGCCAUGUCCCUUUGUCUCCCACACUUAAUAACUUUAGUUAAUAUAUUAAUAACUUAAGCUAUCUUUAGUGAGUUUGGAAAGUGGAUGGACAAUUUUACCCCUGGGCUGCUGCUGAAGUGGAUUUCUUGCAUUAAAAAAAAUAGCACUUCACUUAGACACGAUGGUAUUUUAAGUGUUCCCCUGUGGAGACUGUGCACGUUUAAGAGCAUGCAGAUACAAAACCAUCUGCCUUUCUGCUGAGAUUAAAACUUGAGUUUUGACGCGUUCAGAGAUCAUUUAUUCUUUCACCUGGGAGUAUUCCAGUGUAAGCAUAGAAUUUAAAAUACUACUUGAUAGUGAAAGCAAUGUCUUCUGGAUACAACUGUGGUCUAAAUUCUUGGUGCUUGAGUUGUGUUGCCAACCUCUGUUCCCCUUUGUGUAUUAGAUACCUACUGUUGUGGACUACAAAGAAGUACUGUCAAACAUGGUCUCACUGGAGAGAACUCUUCACCUUUACAGCUUCAUUUGUGAACUGUCUCUCUUAAACACAAGCCUUUUCGUGUACUCUCCAGCUCGGCUGGCUGCUGCAGCACUGCUGCUGGCUAAGAUCCUUCAUGGCCACGCACAUCCCUGGACCAGCCAGCUGUCUGAGUGCACUGGCUUCUCUCUUGAAGACCUGUUGCCGUGUGUGCUAAGCCUUCACCAAAAAUGGUAAAACUCUGGGGACUCUCCUGGGAGGGAACCUGAGAGUUUGUAUUCCAGCUCUGGUAGCCCUGCUGCAAGUCUUUCCAAAGGAAGGAGGUGACUUUAGCAAACUGCUUUACUCCCCUUUCUAGUAAGAGGGCACUGAAAUCUAGGGGCCAGUUCAGUCAUGGCUGUUCUGUUUGUCUUGACUGGUAGUGGCCCUGAGUUAUGGAAGUCCUGGCGCUCCUCAAGGCUGGCACGUUUCAGCUUGCCAACGUCACUAUUUUCAGGUAAUGAGCUACAGCCAGCUCUGUUCGCUGUUGGGUGUGAAACAGGAGGACCCGAAGCCCAGUCCCUUCUACACAAAUGGUGUAGAAAUUGAAGCUUUCCUUAGCUCUCCCUCUGGAAAGAGAACUAAAAGGAGGAGGGAAGACAGCACUCAGGAUGACCGAGGCAGCUUUGUGACUACACCUACAGCUGAGCUAUCCACCCAGGAGGAAAGCCUUCUGGACAGCUUUCUGGACUGGAGUUUAGAUUCCUGCUCCGGUUAUGAAGGUGAUCAGGAAAGUGACUGUGAGAGAGAUGGAGAUGUCACAGGUCCCAGUGGAAUCCUGGAUGUGACGGUGGUUUACGUGGAUCCGGCGGAGCACUGCUGUCAGGACUCUAGUGAUGAAGACAGCCUGUCUGUAGAGUGGUGUGGGCAUGCAGCACCACCGAGGAAGGCCAGGACACCAGAUGAAAGUCACAGAGUUUCAGCAUGUGUUGCCUCAAGAAAUCCUAACUGGGAAGGGAGCUCGGGCUACUCUUCUGUCAAUGGUGCCAGCCCUACAUCUUCUGUAGAAGGCAGCUGUGGAGUACCUCUCAAACCUACCUCAGCACUGUCUCUUGGCAAUGCCAUGAAGUUAAAUUCUAAGAGGGACUGCCUCUAGGCUAUUUACAUCCAUACCAUGAGCAGCUGGGAGAGGACCCUGCACAGAAAGUGAUAUGGGGCUCAAAUCACAAGUCUACUGCAUCUCCAGGAGGAAGGAAAACCACAGCAAGGCCUGGAAUAUUCCCCCAGUAACUACAAGCUGUGGGCUUUGAGUGCUUUCCACAAAGCUUAUUAUAAGACAUUCUGCCCCUAGUGUUGUUAACUGAAAAAAGAAGGUCCCUAAUUUAGUUCAGUGCCAGGCUUUGCCCUUCUCCUGGUGGUCUUGGUCCGCUUCUUCAGCUGUUUACAGUGACCGUGCCAGGGCACAAAAUGGGAACAUUAAUCAGAGUUUGUACAGUUUCCUCCCUGUAAUGCAAUGGAAAGCUGUAAUGCCAUGGAAGGUGUAACAAAAUGGCUUUCCAGCACAGUUUGUACUUGGUUCAUCUCAUUAGGCCAAGGCAAGAAGCCACAGAGCCAUUUCUGAAGAGAGUAGCCCAGGGAUUCGAUGUCACUCAGUUGAGAUGGUGCUGAAAGGAAAGGAAAGGAAAGGAGAGAGAGAUUCUCAUUUCUAGGCGCUGAAGCUUCUUUGGUCAAGGAGGAUCUACCCACCUCCACAAAAGUUCCCAUAAUGGGAGGGAAGGGUCUAGGUAAGGAGCUCCUCAAAUGUGUGCUUUCCAGACACAAGUCGGUCAGUGACUGGUGUUCUGUUGUCAGGGUCCCUGUAUUUUUAGCAGUUGGCAGGGAGGUGGCUUGUGACACUGUAAGGCCAUGGUGAUGUUACCCUAAGAAUGUCCCAUGAUGGCCAAAACAUGGCUGUGUUGGCCAAGGGGAGGCUGUGGUUUGACAGUUGCCCUGCUUGUCACCAGUGGGAUUCUGUGGGGCUCCAUUUUAGGUCUGGUUCUCUUUAAUGUUUUCACUGUUGAUUCCAAUAAAGAUCUGGAAGUUGUGUUAA
This is a messenger RNA of Numida meleagris (helmeted guineafowl), 2566 nucleotides long. Its product is annotated as cyclin-F-like. The coding region runs from base 998 to 1633 and encodes 211 amino acids. The record is from RefSeq and is a predicted model, not a curated record. The transcript has 5 exons. Lineage: Eukaryota; Metazoa; Chordata; Aves; Galliformes; Numididae.